UAGUAUAUCCUUGCACAUUUCCAAUACCUGGAAAAACUGGAAAUAUUUUGCAGCAGUUUGUGUGAAUUUCUGAGUCAAAACCCUAAUUAAUCUCAUCCUAUAGUUCUCCAAUUUUUUUUUUAUCAGUUCAAGUUAGGUAGAGCUUGAGUCUCCAAGAAAGCAUCAAGCAUGGCCACCCACAGCCUCUUCUCUGCAAAUUCACUUCACAAUAAACCUUCAUCAGGCACGCACAUCAAAGUUGAGGAGAAAUGGCUUGGAUUUACUGCACUUGAUAGAAAGCCAACGCAUCUGAAACUUUCAAAUGGAUGUAGAGCAAGAGCAGCUCUCAAUGCUGAUCCAAGAUCAAUUGAAAUCCCUCGUCAAUGGUACAACCUGAUUGCAGAUCUUCCUGUAAAACCUCCUCCUCCAUUGCAUCCCAAGACCUUUGAACCGGUAAAACCUGAGGAUUUGUCUCCUCUCUUUCCUGAUGAGUUGAUUAAGCAGGAGGCAAGCAAUGAAAGAUUCAUAGAUAUUCCAGAUGAAGUUCGUGAUGUAUACAGGCUUUGGCGCCCGUCCCCUCUCAUUAGGGCCAAGAGGUUGGAGAAGCUUCUUGACACGCCUGCAAGAAUUUACUACAAAUAUGAAGGUGUCAGCCCUGCUGGAUCACACAAGCCGAACACUGCAGUUCCACAAGUGUGGUAUAAUGCACAGCAAGGCAUCAAGAAGGUUGUGACAGAAACAGGAGCUGGUCAAUGGGGAAGUGCAUUGGCUUUUGCAUGCAGCUUAUUUGGUCUUGAGUGUGAGGUGUGGCAAGUGCGUGCUUCUUAUGAUCAAAAACCAUAUCGCAGAUUGAUGAUGCAAACUUGGGGUGCAAAGGUACACCCAUCUCCAUCUAACUUAACCGAAGCAGGUAGAAAAAUCCUACAAAUGGAUCCAUCCAGCCCAGGAAGUUUAGGGAUAGCUAUAUCUGAAGCCGUUGAGAUUGCAGCCAUGAAUGCUGAUACUAAAUACUGUCUCGGAAGUGUUCUCAAUCAUGUUUUGCAUCACCAGACAGUAAUAGGUGAGGAGUGCCUAAAACAAAUGGAGGCGAUAGGUGAAACCCCAGACUUUAUCAUAGGAUGUACCGGCGGAGGAUCCAAUUUUGCAGGGCUAAGUUUCCCGUUCAUCAGGGAGAAGCUGAAAGGGAAAAUGAACCCUGUAAUAAGAGCAGUUGAACCUGCAGCAUGCCCUUCACUAACUAAAGGGGUAUACACAUAUGAUUAUGGUGAUACAGCAGGGAUGACCCCACUAAUGAAGAUGCAUACGCUCGGGCACGACUUCAUCCCUGACCCAAUUCAUGCUGGAGGAUUGCGCUACCAUGGCAUGGCACCGUUGAUUUCACAUGUGUACGAACUGGGUUACAUGGAAGCAAUUGCAAUUCCCCAGAUUGAGUGCUUUGAAGGUGCUAUACAAUUUGCUAGAUCAGAAGGAUUGAUACCAGCGCCGGAGCCUACUCAUGCCAUAGCUGCUACCAUUAGGGAAGCACUGAAUUGUAGAGAAACUGGAGAAGCCAAAGUCAUUCUCACAGCAAUGUGUGGACAUGGCCAUUUUGAUUUGCCAGCUUAUGAUAACUAUCUGCAAGGAAAGCUGGUUGACUUGUCAUUUGAGGAGGAGAAGAUACAAGCAUCAUUGGCCAGAGUUCCCAGAGUAGGGGGUUGAGGUUGGGCCAACAAGUACAAUGAUGCAUUGGAUGUAAUUUUCCAUGCAUGGAAUGUUGUUACUCAGUUGAUCAUGGAUUGAUGACAAGUCAGAAAUUACAAAUUAGGAAAUUUGAAUUGUUCAAGAUAAAAAAUAAUUAGUGACACUAAGGAACACCAAUUUUUUAUAUUUUAUUUUAGUAACAAUUCAAGGACUAUCCAAUGGUCAUUAGAGAAUAAAA
Molecule: messenger RNA, 1897 nt
Organism: Prunus dulcis (almond)
Lineage: Eukaryota; Viridiplantae; Streptophyta; Magnoliopsida; Rosales; Rosaceae
Product: tryptophan synthase beta chain 2
Exons: 6
Coding region: 169-1677 (502 amino acids)
Biological process (GO): L-tryptophan biosynthetic process
Molecular function (GO): pyridoxal phosphate binding; L-serine hydro-lyase (adding indole, L-tryptophan-forming) activity; tryptophan synthase activity
Source: RefSeq, a predicted model, not a curated record